Durotheca rogersii is the source of this 1671-nucleotide messenger RNA. RefSeq names its product allantoate permease. NCBI's taxonomy places the organism in Eukaryota, Fungi, Ascomycota, Sordariomycetes, Xylariales, Xylariaceae. Gene Ontology annotation, cellular component: membrane. Gene Ontology annotation, molecular function: transmembrane transporter activity. The transcript has 7 exons. Gene Ontology annotation, biological process: transmembrane transport. The coding region runs from base 1 to 1671 and encodes 556 amino acids. The record is from RefSeq and is a predicted model, not a curated record.
AUGUCUUACCAGCCGCUCGCAUCAGACGACCCCGAGGAGCAGAUGAAGACCUACGGGUCCAUAGACACGACGCCUGCUUCGAGCCCCACGGCUCUGCUUGGCGAAAGCUUCCUCGUCGAGGAUGCGGCAACCGACGCUGAUAAUCCGUUUCUUGACGCUGAGACGGCAGAUUACUGGCGGCAGGUCUACGAUAAUUGCCAGUAUGAGUGUAGACACGCCUUCAACCCGAAGCUGACGUGGUCGGCCCAGGAAGAGAAGGAGUUGGUGCGGAAACUGGACUGGAAAGUCUGUCUGUGGGCGUGCGUGAUGUUCUUCGGCUUACAAGUAGACCGCGGCAACCUAUCACAGGCCGUCUCGGACAACAUGCUAGGUGAUCUUGGACUGGAUACCGACGACUACAAUUAUGGGAAUUCUAUCUUCUUAGUCUCAUUCCUUUUCGCCGAAUUACCUUCGCAGCUCAUCUCGAAAGCCGUGGGUCCAGAUCGUUGGAUUCCUAUGCAGAUGGUGCUUUGGUCGCUUGUCGCCAUCUCUCAGUGUGCCCUGACAGGCCGUCUGUCGUUCCUGGUUACGAGAAGUCUACUCGGCUUCCUCGAGGGCGGCUUUAUCCCCGACUUGGUGCUCUGGCUCUCGUACUUUUACACGUCGCGAGAGCUACCUAUACGGCUCAGUUACUUUUGGACGACCCUGUCGGUGACGGGUAUCGUCACGUCUUUGCUCGCGUUUGUGCUGCUGCACCUGAGAGGCUUCCUGGGGUGGGAGGGGUGGCGGUGGCUCUUUCUAGUCGAAGGAUCUAUCACCCUAGGCGUGGGCGUCGCGUCGUUCUUCAUGAUGCCCGCAUCGGCGGUGCAGACAAAGACCUGGUUCCGCCCGGAAGGUUGGUUCUCGGAGCGAGAGGAGUCGAUCGUCGUCAAUCGAGUACUUCGCGACGACCCUUCGAAGGGAGACAUGCAUAACCGCCAGGCACUAACCCCACGCCGGCUGUGGGAGGCGCUGAAGGACUACGAUUUGUGGCCGCUGUACGCGAUCGGCCUCUGCGCCUUCGUACCCCAAUCGCCACCGAAGACGUAUCUGACCCUCACCCUUCGGUCUCUCGGGUUCAGCACUUUUAGCACGAACCUCCUUACCAUCCCGGCAGAUCUAAUGCAUAUCGUCAACUUGCUUCUGCUUACCAGACUAUCAGAGUGGCUGAACGAACGAUCCUUGGUUGCCGUCAUCCAAUCUCUCUGGACUCUCCCGUGUAUCAUUGCUCUGAGAUUUUGGGGAGGCGUAUUUGAGGAUAAAUGGGGUACCUACGCCAUCAUUAUGACCUUACUAUCCUAUCCGUAUUGUCACGCAAUCUUAGUCGGGUGGUGCUCGAAAAAUUCCAACAACGUCGGUACGCGGACGGUGUCCGCCGCCUUGUAUAAUAUGAGCGUCCAGGCCGGGAACGUGUACGCCGCAUACAUCUACCGUGACGACGAUAAACCGCUGUAUCGCCGUGGGAACACGACGUUAAUCGCAAUCAACUUGGUUUCCAUUCUCGUGUUCUUGCUAACGAAGCUGUACUACGUGCGGAGGAACAAGCAGAAGGAGCAGAUAUGGAAUGCGCUGAGCGAGGAGCAGCAGGUCGAGUACCGGAAGAUGACCAAGCUGCAGGGCUCUAGGAGACUCGACUUCAGGUUUGCACACUGA